AUUCCUGGGCAGUAAUUUACGUAUAAUACCAGUUCAUAAUACUGCUGAAACUGUUAAGUUAAUGCUAACUAUAGCUAAGAUAACUUCCAAGCCACAAGCAGAUGACAUUCGUUCUAAAAUGGCAAUGACAAAAGCCCAAAUAAUAGAAAACAGUCCAGUUUGGAAGAUGCUUCAGGAGUACCAGUUGCGUUGUGGUUAA
Messenger RNA from Apaloderma vittatum (bar-tailed trogon), 199 nucleotides. RefSeq lists its product as uncharacterized. The transcript has 2 exons. Lineage: Eukaryota; Metazoa; Chordata; Aves; Trogoniformes; Trogonidae. Gene Ontology annotation, biological process: reciprocal meiotic recombination; synaptonemal complex assembly. The annotation marks the transcript as partial. The record is from RefSeq and is a predicted model, not a curated record. Gene Ontology annotation, cellular component: chromosome.